Molecule: messenger RNA, 3259 nt
Organism: Condylostylus longicornis
Lineage: Eukaryota; Metazoa; Arthropoda; Insecta; Diptera; Dolichopodidae
Gene: mAChR-C
Exons: 3
Coding region: 89-2806 (905 amino acids)
Biological process (GO): G protein-coupled receptor signaling pathway
Cellular component (GO): membrane
Molecular function (GO): G protein-coupled receptor activity
Source: RefSeq, a predicted model, not a curated record
UUGAAAAUUUUAACGAAAUUUAAUAACGUCAAAUUAAAAAAAAAUAAUCAAAAUAAAUUGUUGAAUUUUAAGUGAGAAAAGGGCUAAUAUGGAGCUUUCAUCAUUAUCACCAAAUUUUGAUUAUUAUGAUUUUUAUAAUGACCAACUUGAUAUAAGGAAUAAUUUUUCACCGCCAUAUCAAAUGAUAUCGUCGUCGUCAUCAUUAACAUCAUCAGAAUUAUCAUCAAUAUUAAAAAACGAUCGUGAAUCAAUUUUUAUUCACAAUAAUAAUAACAACAAUAAUAUUAAUCAUUUACAAUAUGAAACAACACCAACAAUUUUAACAACAGUAGCAACAUCAACAACAUUAGCAAUAAAUAAUUUUAUUAUUAAUAACGAAAUAUCACCAACUAUUAAUUAUAAUAAUAAUAAUAAACUUCGUAAUGCUCAAGUUGACCCAAAUUUAGCAUUUUGGGCUGUUGUUGAUGGUGUUUUAUUAGUAUUUAUCUUAGGUGGUAAUUUUUUAACUAUUAUUGCUGUUAGAUUUAGUCGUCGUUUACGUUCAAUAACAUCCAAUUUAUUUGUAUUAUCAUUAGCCAUAUCUGACAUAUUAGUUGGUUUUACUCUACCAUAUCAUUUGGCAUUUUAUAUGGGUUCUGGUUUAGGUAAAACAAAGGAGUAUUGUUUAUUAAGAUUUUUUCUUAUAAUAUUGGCAUGCUGCAAUUCAAUAUGGAAUUUAAUUGCAAUUGCUGUUGAUCGAUAUAUUGCUAUAUUUUUUCCACUACAUUAUAGCAGAUAUAUGACAAAGAAAGUAGCUAUUAUCCUUUUAGGAUUUGGUUGGAUACUUGGUAUAGCAUUUGCGACAAUACCAUUGAUCUGGAAUAAUUGGGAUACAGCGACACAAUGUGAAUUUGACGAGAUCCUUAAACCCUGGUAUAUGGCUGGUGUAAUAACUCCUGGUUUUUCAAUGGUAUGGUUAUGUAUGUUAACAGUAUAUUUGAGAAUAUGGCGCGAAGCAGCUAAACAUGCCAAACAAUUACGUUCAUCAUUUACAGGCUUACAUGAAACACCAUCGGAUUCAAAAUCUGUUCAGGUAGUUUUAUUUAUAUUAGGAUGUUUUUCCUUUUGCUGGCUACCAUACUUCAUAAUUGCAUGUGUCCAAAUAUUUAAGUAUGUUGACAAGAGUACACCAAUGUUGUACAAAGCAGCAUUUUCGCUUGCAAUGGCUAAUUCCGGUAUGAAUCCAAUAAUAUACGCAUGGAAGAACACGGGAUUUCGUCGCGCAUUUGCUAGAUUGUUGCGUUGUCAAAGUCCUGAUUACAACGAUGUUAGUCAACAUAGUAUAAGAUCGUUGAAUAAACGUCGGAAAAGUUCAGGAUCUCAACCACAUCCACAACAACAGCAACAACAACAAAAAAUAGGAAACAUAAUAACAUCAGAAUUUUCAUCAUCUAAAUCUAAAAUCAAAUUAAAUGAUGAGGCGAAUAUUGUAACACCCCCUUUGUCAUCAAUAUCUAUAACUUCAUCCAAUGCUAUUCCCAACGAUGGAAUAAAUCUACAUCAAAAGAUUUAUAACAAAAAUAAUUUUUCCGAUUCCAACACAAUAACAAAUGAAACAUCUACCAUCACACCAAAUAAUAAAACUUCUGGUAAUGAAAAUGAUAAAUUUUAUUAUGCAAAUAAAAUUAAUAGUAGAAAUAGUGCAGUUAACAAUUAUAGUAUAAACAAUAACAAAGUACGAAAAUCAAGUCUUAAAAGAACCGAAAGUAGUGAUGAUGAUAGAAUGUCAACUCCACAUGGAGUUUUUCCAAGAAAAACGUCGUUCGGUACUGUUACGACAACAAUUAUAAAUACAUCUACAGAUGAUGACGAUGGUGAUUAUGAAUAUAACUAUCAUCGUAUGGGAAAUGAAAAGACGACUGAUACUGGUAUUUCGAAUAUUGGGAAUAAUGUUGCUGGAAAUGGAUUUGGCCAUCACAAUAUUUUAAUGUCAACAAUUGUAUCGUUAGACGAUAUUUCCUUAGUUGCAACUACAGCUACAACUAAAAGUUCGUCAUCUUACAGCUUUGAUACUUGUGCUGAAACAAACGAUAUACAAGAACGCGAGCUAGAACAAAAAGAUCAACAAUUUUCUGACAAAUCAUUAAAAUUGGAAAAACCCCAAAUUAAGCAACAACACCAAAUAUUAACAAAAUGUAUUGCUAGUAUUAAAGAUGUUAAUGAAUUGAAAAUUGCUAAAAAUAGUUUUAGUAAAAAUUGUAAAGCAAUAAUGGGUAAUUCUUUAGCUGCAAGUAGCAGUAGUUGUCGUGAAGGUUUCAUUAUUGAGAAAAUUGAAUGUGAUGGCAAUGGUAACAACACAACAAAAUGUGUAUGUGUUUUGAACCCAAAAGAAUUGAAAAGAAAGUUAAAAAAUUUAAACGAUUGGAGUAGCAAUAGUACUACUAACACAAUAAGUGAUAGCAUUAGUACCGAUAGUGAUAACACUAUACCAAACAGUUUUAAUAAUCUUUCGAGUAAUGUUGUUACCAUAAGUGAACUAAAAACAACUAAGAAAUGUAAAAGUCCUAAAAUUUUAAAAACAACAGAGAACCCUAUUGAAAAAUGCACUUCAAAUAUUGAAAAAGACUUACAACAAACGACCAGUAUCAUUUCUAGUAAUAAAGUUAUUGCACCAAAUAAUGUUGAAAUUGGCGGAAAUUCUAGCUGUGGUAACAAUUGUAAAACUAAUGUACAAAAAUUUAAUAAAAAGAUACUAUGUAAUGGUAAUCAUGUAAUCAAUUGUAAAAAUAAUGAGAAAAAAUGUUGUAAAAAUAAUAUUAUUGUAUAAAAAUGUUAGAAAAGAAAAUAUUUAGAAGAAUAUCGUUUGAAAUGUCGAAUACAAUUUGACUAAGAAUAAAAGAACUUCUAGAGUAUGACCAAGUGAACUUUAGUAAAAAUAUUUGACAUUUUCUAUAUUAGAAACAGAAAUUGUGAGUUUUUUGUUCUCGAAAAACAGUAACCAGUGUGUAAACAAAUCAAAAGUUUUCAAAAAAUUUGUGCAAAUGUAGGAGCUUUCAAAAGAAAAAUAAGACUGAUUUGGCCGGUACAAAUUCUAAUAGAACUUCAAGAAGCGCUGAAAAUUUUUUUUCUGAAUCUCAAAAAUUUCUGCUUUUUUUUUUUUUUCUAAUUUUAGUUUAAACUCAUUUAAGUUUUCUAUAUUAGAAGUUAAAUGUAUUUGGCAUUUCAAAACUGUUAUUUAUUUAGUAAAAGUUAUAUAAGACAACGUUAAAAUUACAAUUAC